Molecule: messenger RNA, 2224 nt
Organism: Saccostrea echinata
Lineage: Eukaryota; Metazoa; Mollusca; Bivalvia; Ostreida; Ostreidae
Exons: 3
Coding region: 1188-1976 (262 amino acids)
Source: RefSeq, a predicted model, not a curated record
GACUCUUUAAAUAUGUUUGUGGUCAACUAUGAAUUUUAAUAUGGAGGAAAAAUUAAUUUACAAGGAAAGACAACUCCUGUAGUUAGCAAAAAAGAACAGAUUCAUUUGGACGCAUUUGGAGUGAGAGAGAAAAAAGCUCUUCAGAGCGAAAAUGACUCAAGUGAAUGAAGGUGGCAGAUGUGAGUGGGUCGCUCAGUAUUGUUAGGAGAUACGAUACCUCAAUACCCUUCUCGUCGUUUUUAUGGUUUACCUUAUAGAUAAUCUAUUCCAUACCUUUCUUGAUGUUUAGAAAGAAAAAAAUUGCGACGGGAACUUAAUGGGCUUCAGGAUAAUAUUGUAUCAGCUGAUGUUAACCUGUUGGCAACCUUAUUCAACCAUUGGUUGGGCAUUAAAUAUCAGUAUUCAGGAAGCACAAGAAGGAAGUAUAUUAGUAACUGAGCAGUUUAUGCAUGACUUCAAAAUGAACAUUUAUCUAUUUUUGGUCAGCAGAUAUAUUAAUAAGGGUCGGAGUAACAUUCCCUGUUUAUUUACCCUGAUAAUAAAUGUUUGUCACAUAAUCGUUUGACAACAUAAAUAUAUUUUUUGAUUUAAAUCCUUUAAUUUACUGCUUUUGUUUCCAUAUUUGGCCAAUCAAAAGAUUAGUUUGACCUCUAUGACUAUAUUAAAACAUAUAAAGAGAGCUGAUAUGACUAUCAGAAAACACAGAGCUUCUGAAAUUAUUUUUGCAUGAGGACUUUACUAAUUGAAGGUAAGAAACAUUGUAAAUUAAACAAAUAAACCAAAAAAGAAAAAAAAUAUGUACCAAACAACAAGCAUGUAACAAAAGCUAGCUUUGGACCAUGAAUUUUAUUGGAGGAGGCAUUACACUAAAAAGACAACAAAGAAUGGAAGGUACUAGAUAAAUUAGAUAUGAUAAUCUUCCAGUACUACGUAAGUCCCUGAUUUAAUAAAAAUGGAUUUGUGUAAAAUUAUAUCAGUAGAAUUAAAAGCCCUUUCUAGAAUUGAAUUUAACUAAGCAAACGCCUUAAACCACUACACUCUCCUGUGUAAUACUGAAUUUCAACUCGUACGGAAAAAAUAUGAUGGAUUUAUUCCUCCUUGAUAUUGUUUUAUUGAAAUAUGACAAUUCGGAAAGGAAUUUAAGGGUUCUUUCAUUUCUUACAUAGUUCAUAAAGCAAGAAGUUAAAAUGAAGCUGUGGAUAAUUCUCUCGGUUUUAGUCGGAUACGUAUUAUCUGACCCAGAGGAUUUUUACUUGGUUUGCCUUGUUUUUAAACCGGAGCAAGAAUGUCGUAAAAUUUUAGAAGGUGGAGUUCCAGAAAUAUCAGGAUCAAGUGCGUCUGCAGCCUCUUCCACUCAAAGUGGAACGGCAUCUGCCGCGGCUUCCGCAACUUCAGGAAAUGUAGCAAGUUCAGCAGCUGCAUCGACAACUGAUUUUGGAGGAAGUGCAGCAGCGGUAGCAGCAGCCGUCACAACUUCCGGCGGUUCUGCAACGGCUUCUUCCUCUGCUACAGCCACAGACAGAGUUGUACAACCUGGAUUUUCUUUUAAACCAUUAACUGGUAAUGCUCAAAUGAUUACAAUCCCUAAAUGGUUUGGUGGAUUUGGUGGUUCAUCAAGUAUCAGCAGUAGUACAAGUUCCAAUAAUAACGAUGUAUCCAGUGUUAUUCAGAGCAUAUUUCCCGAUGGAUCCGCCACAGCAGCUGCUUCCUCCUCCUCAUUCUUCGAUUCAUCUUUUCUCCAAAGUCCUCCACCACCAAAUAUCUUUAACCACCAUUCAUUCCACGAUGUUGAUCCUUGUAGCCAUAUUCACCCUGCUUUUCGUGGGAGUUGCAACAGAGGGUUACAUCGUCCAUCAAGACGACCCCCACCACGUCGACACCGCUUUCCAGUCCCACGUAGACCAUGGGAAGUGUCUGCACCUGGACCCGAAAUCCCCUCUUCAAUGAAUAACAAUCACUUGCUGUUUCCUCUGUGAGGAAUAUAUAUUGCAAUACAAUGUUAGUUUCGUCCUAUGUUUUUACACUGCUGUGUUCAUUCUGAAUUAUUUGUUCUUAAAGAAGCGAGUGCAGUACAUACAGGCUAGCCUGAUGAGAGAAAAUUGUUAUACAGUAUACAUUAAUCAAAUAGAAUGAAUGCUUAAGUAUUUUUGCUGAGCUUAUUUUCAUUUGUUGAAUUCGACAAUCAUUGUUAUUUACCAAUAAACAUUGUUAUUUACCAAUAAAA